This is a messenger RNA of Pyrus x bretschneideri (Chinese white pear), 1068 nucleotides long. RefSeq lists its product as uncharacterized. NCBI's taxonomy places the organism in Eukaryota, Viridiplantae, Streptophyta, Magnoliopsida, Rosales, Rosaceae. The coding region runs from base 83 to 886 and encodes 267 amino acids. The record is from RefSeq and is a predicted model, not a curated record. The transcript has 2 exons.
UAAAAGGCAACCUCUAUGAACGCAUUCUUAGAGUCAAUAAUAUCAGAGCUUCUUAGAGGGGAAAUAGAUAGGUUGUAAGACAAUGUCUUGGUUUCUUACGGUUAUCUUUCUGGUUACUACUCUUACAUUUCAUACUCCUUCAGAGGCUAGUUAUGAGGAGAUCCAACCUUCUGCAGUAGUUGUUGGCACUGUCUACUGUGACACAUGUUUCCAAGAGGAUUUCUCAAAUACCAGCCACUUCAUUUCAGGGGCUUCUGUUGGUGUAGAAUGCAAAGAUGGGACUUCAACAAAACCAAGUUUCAACGCACAAGUGAAAACAAACAGCCAUGGGCAAUUCAAACUCCAUCUGCCCUUCUCAGUGAGCAAAGAUGUCAAGAAAAUUGAAGGAUGCUCCGUGAAACUAAUCCGCAGCAGUGAACCCCACUGUGCUGUGGCCUCAUCAGCCCCCUCAUCUUCCCUACACCUCAAGGCAAGAAAGCAAGGGACUCACAUAUUCUCUGCUGGUUUCUUCACCUUCAAGCCUCUCAAGCAACCCAGCUUAUGCAACCAGAAACCCAGCACUCAGAAUUCCAAGAAAUUAAAUUCCCAGGAGUUCUCAGAGAUGGCAUUCCCAUCCUCCUCUCAGGUGGACCCCAAAAUGACUGAUCCCUCUCUCAACCAAUCUGAUCUCCUAGGUCUCCCAAUCGGUCUCCCAGGACUCCCAGGUCUGCCAGGACUCCCAGGACUCCCAGGUCUCCCAGGCCUCCCGGGACUUCCAGGGUUGCCCCUUGCUGCCGAAAAAGCUACAUCUAAGUCCUCCAACUCCAAAACUUCAAACAAUGGGCAACUAGGUGAUAAUAAGGAAGUAGCCCAUCCAGAUUCUCCACCAGCAGGUUCAGCACCAUGAUUCCCAACCUGCCACCUAUCCUGGUUUCUGUUGGGCUCCUAUCCUAUUGGGCGUUACCCGUUUAAGUACAAUAAGCCCAUUUAGGUCUUCUGUGUUGUGGUUUCCUGAACUUCUAUGUAUAUUGUCUCUUCCUUCUCUUUUGAGAACUAUGUGAAAUAUUGAAUGUUUAAGUUUUUAUCUUC